Molecule: messenger RNA, 699 nt
Organism: Fragaria vesca subsp. vesca
Lineage: Eukaryota; Viridiplantae; Streptophyta; Magnoliopsida; Rosales; Rosaceae
Product: OTU domain-containing protein DDB_G0284757-like
Exons: 5
Coding region: 1-699 (232 amino acids)
Biological process (GO): protein deubiquitination
Molecular function (GO): cysteine-type deubiquitinase activity
Source: RefSeq, a predicted model, not a curated record
AUGCUGCAUUUGAAACUGCUCAAUUUUGUGAUUGAUACUUGGACUCCAACAGACGACUGUAAUCUUUUGUUCCUUGGAGACCAACUGAGGCCACAGUGGACCACAGUAGCAAGCAACUUCAGUUUUCUGAAGACCCCACUUCGUUGCCAACAGAGAUAUGAAGCCCUCCGUACGGCUCCUGUGGACAAGCCGAAAGCUUCUACAGAUCCGAAGGUGGCUGAAACAGGGACCCAUGGACCUCAAAAGCCAAGCACACCAAGGACUGGCCAUAAUCAUAAGGAAAGGCUUGUAGCAAGGCUUAAAAAGGUCAGCCGGAAGGAGCUACCAGUUGCUGGGGACGGAAAUUGUCUGUAUCGUGCACUUUCCCAUCAACUUUAUGGUGAUGAAAAGCACUAUAGAUAUGUCAAGGAACUUGUUAUUGCUCAGCUGAGAUCUUGUCCGGCGCUUUAUACCUGUUUUUUCAACGGAGACUAUGGAAAGUUGGUGUCAGAUGCAGCUAAAGACGGAGCUUGGGCCCCUCUGUUGGCUGUGAGAGCUGCCUCAGACUUGUUUCAAAGAAAUAUAGUCAUGGUUGGCAAUGAACAGGAUAGAGAGAGCUAUGUGUUCACCCCCCAACGAAAAGCUGUGCCGUGGGAGACUCUGUGGAUAACAUACCAUAAAAGUCAUUGUAAUUCAACUGUGAAGGAUGACAUGGAGUAG